GAAAGUGAUGACAGGUUUAGACUUAACUUUGCCAUUGAAAGAUACAAAAGAGGCUAUCAAUAUGAUGUAGCUUUUACUAUUUUCGAAAGUCUAAGGAAAGAAGAAUAUUAUUCGAACUCUAACGAUGAAAAUAAAGCUCAUGCUUUAGACAUCACAAAUCAUUUACAUGAUAGUAAAGAUGCUUGGGACAUUUAUCAAGAACUGAUUGAAGAUGAUGAG
Molecule: messenger RNA, 219 nt
Organism: Racocetra fulgida
Lineage: Eukaryota; Fungi; Glomeromycota; Glomeromycetes; Diversisporales; Gigasporaceae
Source: the annotation of a GenBank genome assembly